Corythoichthys intestinalis (scribbled pipefish) is the source of this 1018-nucleotide messenger RNA. RefSeq names its product mitochondrial matrix import factor 23 (gene mix23). Gene Ontology annotation, cellular component: mitochondrion; mitochondrial intermembrane space. The transcript is spliced from 5 exons. The coding region runs from base 45 to 479 and encodes 144 amino acids. Lineage: Eukaryota; Metazoa; Chordata; Actinopteri; Syngnathiformes; Syngnathidae. The record is from RefSeq and is a predicted model, not a curated record.
CUCGGCGUUGAACACCCUUAUGCGAGAGGACCGCGCGGUCCACAAUGGCGGCGCCCGGUGGAACAUUGAACUGUGAGGACUUUUCGAUGUUUCAGGAGGUGCUAAAGCUAAUGCGCACCAUGGAUGAUCGGAUCGUCCACGCCCUGAACACCACUGUGCCCACAGUCUCCUUUUCGGAUAAAGUAGACGCUACGCAAACUUGCAAGCAACUGUAUGAAUCGAUGAUGGAGGCACAUCUCAGCCGGGACAAAGCUAUCAAGUCGUGCAUCACGCACACGUCCGAAGUGGUGGGGCAACUGCGGGAGGCGAGAGCCAAGGAUGGCGCCGACGUGGCUCUUAUCAAGCAGCUCCGGAAAGAGCAGACCAAACUAAAACUCAUGCAGUCCGAGCUGAACGUGGAGGAAGUUGUCAACGAUAGGAGUCUAAAGGUUUUUAAUGAACGGUGCAGAAUUCACUACACGCCUCCCAAGGUGAAGUGAUCCCUUUUUCCAUCCAAAUGACUGAGGCCGAUCCAAAAACUGUGACCAUCUUUGGGACUGCUAUAAAGUCUCCUGGUUUCCCCUUCAGUUCACUCAUUCCUGUUAUUGUGUGUUUUAGACUGUCAUCCUUCCAUCCAAGCGUGUGCCAUGAGUUGAUAACAAACACUGAACAAAAAAAAAAAUCAAAAAACAAUACAGUAUAUUGAAAUGUUUUGAAGGCAAAUCCUAGUAUGCAUGAUGUAUUUCAUUCAAAGUACCACCAGAGGGCAGUCUGCUGACAAAAGGUCUGGCAUGCUUUUUUUCCAACGAGGAUGCCAUGGAACACAAGUGUACUGCAGUUGUCUCGAGGUUUUUCUUCAAUCUGUCAUCAAUAUAUUUUUGUUUUUCUAGCUCUGUUAGUUGAAAACGGUGACAGACAGAACAAUGGAAGAAGAUCGUUGCAAUUCAUACAGAAUAAGUCCAUCUGGUGGUGAUAUUUUUCUAAUGUAAACUGGAAACCGUGACUCAAUAAAGGUUGGGAAACUAUCCUGCACCACAAA